This is a messenger RNA of Zalophus californianus (California sea lion), 1406 nucleotides long. RefSeq names its product solute carrier family 35 member B1 (gene SLC35B1). The record is from RefSeq and is a predicted model, not a curated record. NCBI's taxonomy places the organism in Eukaryota, Metazoa, Chordata, Mammalia, Carnivora, Otariidae. The transcript is spliced from 9 exons. Gene Ontology annotation, molecular function: UDP-galactose transmembrane transporter activity; UDP-glucose transmembrane transporter activity. Gene Ontology annotation, biological process: UDP-galactose transmembrane transport. The coding region runs from base 127 to 1203 and encodes 358 amino acids. Gene Ontology annotation, cellular component: Golgi membrane; endoplasmic reticulum membrane.
AGGGCGGGUCUCCUUUCCUUGGAAGCGCUUUCUGGGUCCCGAAGCGUUUCCCCCUUGGAGGCCCUGAGCCGGCAGUUCUGGCGGUGGCUGCUGGGGCCUACUGAGCGGCGGUCGCAUGCAGCUCCUAUGAGGCCCCUGUCGUCGGUCGGCGAUGUCCGGCUGGAGCUGUCGCCGCCGCCGCCGCUGCCGCUGCCGGCUGUGAGCGGGUCUCCGGUCGGGUCGUCCGGGCGUCUCAUGGCCGCUAGCAGCUCCCUGGUGCCCGACCGGCUGCGCCUGCCGCUGUGCUUCCUCGGCGUCUUUGUCUGCUAUUUCUACUAUGGGAUCCUGCAGGAAAAGAUAACAAGAGGAAAGUAUGGGGAGGGAGCCAAGCAGGAGACGUUCACCUUUGCCUUAACUUUGGUCUUCAUUCAAUGUGUGAUCAAUGCUGUGUUUGCCAAGAUCUUGAUCCAGUUUUUUGACACUGCCAGGGUGGAUCGUACCCGGAGCUGGCUCUAUGCUGCCUGUUCUGUCUCCUAUCUGGGUGCCAUGGUCUCCAGCAACUCGGCACUACAGUUUGUCAACUAUCCGACUCAGGUCCUUGGUAAAUCCUGCAAGCCAAUCCCAGUCAUGCUCCUUGGAGUUACCCUCUUGAAGAAGAAGUACCCAAAGGCCAAGUACCUGUGUGUGUUGCUAAUUGUGGCUGGAGUGGCCCUUUUCAUGUACAAACCCAAGAAAGUAGUUGGGAUGGAAGAACACACAGUUGGCUACGGAGAACUGCUUCUGUUAUUGUCUCUGACCCUGGAUGGACUGACGGGCGUUUCCCAGGACCACAUGCGGGCUCAUUACCAAACAGGCUCCAACCACAUGAUGUUGAAUAUCAACCUUUGGUCGACAUUGCUGCUGGGAGCUGGAAUCCUGUUUACUGGGGAGCUCUGGGCGUUCUUGAGCUUUGCCGAAAGGCACCCUGCCGUCAUCUAUAACAUCCUGCUCUUUGGCCUGACCAGUGCCCUGGGUCAGAGCUUCAUCUUCAUGACAGUUGUGUAUUUUGGCCCCCUGACCUGCUCCAUCAUCACCACGACUCGAAAGUUCUUCACCAUUUUGGCCUCUGUGAUCCUCUUCGCCAACCCUAUCAGCCACCUGCAGUGGGUGGGCACCGUACUUGUGUUCUUGGGUCUCGGUCUCGAUGCCAAGUUUGGGAAAGGAGCCAAGAAGACAUCCCACUAGGAAGAGAGAGACUACCUCCACUUCAAGAAUAUUUAAGUUAUUAUCUCAAAUAUGGACAUCUCUUGAGCAAAUGGACACAAUAGGGAUAAAGGACUGGGUUCCAGUCUGUUUUUGGUUUUUGUGUUUUUUGUUUUUUUUUUGUUUUUUUUUUUAAGAAAAGGAAGCAAAAUCACAUGUUCUAAAAAAAAGCACUUCGAUUUUAA